This is a messenger RNA of Paraglomus brasilianum, 1323 nucleotides long. The record is from the annotation of a GenBank genome assembly. NCBI's taxonomy places the organism in Eukaryota, Fungi, Glomeromycota, Glomeromycetes, Paraglomerales, Paraglomeraceae.
AUGAGUACUGAGACAGCAAGCACAAGUUCCGAGCGAUUCUCUGCUCCAAAGCGAGGUUUAAAAAUUAGAAAACGCUGGGAAGAUAAUUCAUACUGGGAAAGAGUAAAGAAAGGACCUGUAUCCACGGCGCUAUAUUUAUCUCUGUUAUAUCCCAAAGUCCUUUUCAAUCACAAAGUACGUAAAACCCCGCUUAAUUCUGGCUGGACAUCAUACCAAGAGGCGGCAAUUCGUACAUUUAAAUGGUCGUCGGAUUCACCAUUAGCUGUCUCCAGGCGCGCUGCCAACUUUAUAGAAGCGAUUGGAAAGUCUAGAUGCUCUGAGCCAUUGACUGCGGUGACUGAUGUGCCUGGCGUGCAAGGUCACUGGAUAGGCCCAGAGACUUGGAAUGGUCGAGAGGCCGAGGCCAUUAUUUUCUACCUUCACGACUACCCACUGGCACCGGAAAAUCCCUAUCCACAUGCUAUCACUUGCGCAGAGAACGCAUAUCGAUGGCUGGUAACUGAAAGUGGUGUGGCUGGUGGGGACUCUGCCGGAGGCGGUCUUUCAUUGAGUCUACUUCAAAGCCUAUACAAAGACCACGGUGGUCGCCGGAAAAACUCAAUUGACGCCCAAAAGAUGCCAAUGCCUCUCGGUGCCAUACUAAUAUCUCCAUGGGUUGAACUAAAAUGUGAUGCCUUAUCAUAUACCACAAAUGCAAAAUAUGACCUUUUACCAGUACAUUUCUGCCCGUUCGCCGCCGAAUAUUACAUCUAUGGACACAAACGAUCUCAACUUUUUCAAUCAAAAUUGAAAAAUAAAGACGAUGAUAAGAAAGUCGAUGCUAACAGAGAAGAAUCAUUUAAUUCCAGCCGAAAAAAUACUAAAAAUAAAUAUGCCAAUCCAUACAAAAAUCCAAUGAUAGCUUCGAAAUAUGCACCUCUUGAGCUAUUAGCAAAGUUUCCGCCACUGCUAAUCAGCUAUGGAGGAAAAGAAAUAUUUAAAGACGAUAUUGAAGAAUUCGUGCAGAAGUGUGUGGAAGCAAAAAAAUUGAAACGAGGAAAAAGUUCCGAGCCUUUAUUAAAAUCUGGCGAAAAAAAGAACGACUAUUUGCAAUUUGAACCACCCUCUAGCGAGACCUUCCAUCCUGAAGUACAGAUUGAAUAUAACCCUGAAAUGGUUCAUAUCUACCCGUUCUUGUUAGAUUUUCUCGGAGAGCACAGCCGCGAAGCACUCAAACGUUUCGCCGGAUUCAUAACAGCAAGGCUUGACUAUUCCAAACAUAGACCAUUGAUUCCUUUAAAUUUGCCAUUGGUAUCUGUUGAAACACCAUAUUUAAUGGAAUAA